CAUCCAGCUCCUCUCCACAGCCCAACCCACACCAGCCUCAGACACCACCAUGACCGGCUCCUGCUGCGGCUCCACCUUCUCCUCCCUGAGCUACGGGGGAGGCUGCUGCCAGCCCUGCUGCUGCCGCGACCCCUGCUGCUGCCGCCCCGUGACCUGCCAGACCACCGUGUGCCGCCCCGUGACCUGCGUGCCCCGCUGCACGCGCCCCAUCUGCGAGCCCUGCCGCCGCCCGGUGUGCUGCGACCCCUGCUCCCUGCAGGAAGGCUGCUGCCGCCCCAUCACCUGCUGCCCCUCGUCGUGCACGGCUGUGGUGUGCAGGCCCUGCUGCUGGGCCACCACCUGCUGCCAGCCUGUGUCUGUGCAGUCCCCCUGCUGCCGGCCCCCCUGCGGCCAGCCGACCCCUUGCAGCACCACCUGCAGGACCUCCUCCUGCUGAGCCACCACCUGCUGCCAGCCUGUGUCUGUGCAGUCCCCCUGCGGCCAGCCGACCCCUUGCAGCACCACCUGCAGGACCUCCUCCUGCUGAGCAGUGCACUGACUGCCCGGAACGCGUAACUCACCUUCUGAAAAAGUCACACUCCCAUUUCUCUACUUUAACAAACCUCCUGCCCUGAGCCCACAAAACCCCACAUCAACCAAGCAGGGAACCGAGCACUGGGCUCAUCUAUUAAGACCUGGGCCAUUCUGAAGUCUGUAAAAGAAGCAAUUUCCUUCUUCUUAAGAUUUCGUGGCAUGUUUAUUUUCUAAUAAAUAUCUGUUCUUUGGCCUUGCAAAAA
Molecule: messenger RNA, 776 nt
Organism: Homo sapiens (human)
Lineage: Eukaryota; Metazoa; Chordata; Mammalia; Primates; Hominidae
Gene: KRTAP2-1
Product: keratin associated protein 2-1
Exons: 1
Coding region: 50-436 (128 amino acids)
Cellular component (GO): keratin filament; cytosol
Source: RefSeq, marked validated